Messenger RNA from Homalodisca vitripennis (glassy-winged sharpshooter), 6481 nucleotides. RefSeq lists its product as uncharacterized. The record is from RefSeq and is a predicted model, not a curated record. Bases 1 to 2436 code for a protein of 811 amino acids. The transcript has 16 exons. Gene Ontology annotation, molecular function: nucleic acid binding. NCBI's taxonomy places the organism in Eukaryota, Metazoa, Arthropoda, Insecta, Hemiptera, Cicadellidae.
AUGUUCGAUCACCCACCCUACAACCCGGAUUUGGUACCGUCUGACUACCACUUGUUCUUGUACAUGAAGCGCGAGCUAAGCGGCCAACGCUUUGAAACCGACGAUGAAGUGAAAACUGCCAUGGACCAAGAGGAUAAACAAACUUCUAUGCAGCUAAAGAAGGCUUACGACUUAAAACUAAGGACCUUAAGACAAGAGGCUAGUCCUGCUCAUAUUGUCAAUGCUGCUAACAAAAAUAAGGCUGUUUGGGACAUCAUAAACAGCGAGAGAAAUCAUCAGCACAAGGACACAAUUUCUGGAUUUGACUUCAUAGUUAAAAAUGGAGACAAAAUUGACGACCCUAUAGAUAUAGCCAACCAUUUUAACAACUAUUUCUCAACUAUUGCUGAUGAAACUCUCAAACAGAACCUGUGCAUCAACCCAACAAUACAAUUUGUUCAGAACCCACCUGUUGAAAUGCCACUGACCUCUAUGGAACCCACGUCAAUUGAAGAAAUAAGUAAAGUGCAGGAAGAGGGAGGAUGGCGGAAUACUUACAAACCAAGUCCAACAAAGAAAACUCCUGGUACUACCACUACCUUUGGAGAUACUUCUAAUUCAACAACAGGAAAAAUCGCCAGUCUGGCAGACCAUACAGUAACGUCCGUAAACUAUCCAAGUCCAACAAAGAAAACUCCUGGUACUACCACUACCUUUGGAGAUACUUCUAAUCAACAACAGCCAAGUCCAACAAAGAAAACUCCUGGUACUACCACUACCUUUGGAGAUACUUCUAAUUCAACAACAGGAAAAAUCGCCAGUCUGGCAGACCAUACAGUAACGUCCGUAAACUAUCCAAGUCCAACAAAGAAAACUCCUGGUACUACCACUACCUUUGGAGAUACUUCUAAUUCAACAACAGGAUGUCAGCAAUACAGGACUGAGAGUUUAGACUGGUUCUUUCAGCCGUCCACCAAAGCAUUAUCCCUUUCAACAUUGGAUUUGGCGCUGAAAGAUAAGGCUGUCACCUUGGAGAGCAUUCUGAAUAAGUUUAAUGAUGAGUACAGACUUAUUAAUAUGUCUAUCCUCAACUUGGCCAAAAUAAAAAUAUUGGAGUGUGAAGGGCAAAUUGUACAAGCCAACAAAAUAUGUCAAGAAGUGCUUCAAAAAUUAUCUGGAUUCACACCCUCCGGAAGUGGUAUCAGUGUCAUAGUCUUGGCUUUGAAAAACUGGUAUACAGUCAUAUCAGCGAAGCUCUCUGAUGUGACUGGUACUAGUGAAGCAGCUGCUUUUGAGUUGAAGUCAGACAAAAAAGACCUGCCAGCCUGGACCUUGACAUAUAUUAAAGCCUCGUAUUACCAACUGUUUGGCCGGCCAGGGUGCAUAGAAGCCCUGAAAACGCUAUCUGUUAUUGGCCCGCUCAAAGCAUCAUCUGAGCCUCAUCAUGCUAAGUGUUUUGGUUCUGCACAUUUGUGCUUUUUGAAAGCACGGAUCUUAGGAAAAUUAAAAUAUCUUGAACAGUGGCCAGCUUCGAAGUGGGCUGAGGAGAUAAAGCUUAUUGAAAGCAUCCACAUUGAUGUUGAAAGUGAACUACAGAUACCUUCGACCAUGUACUUGGCCCAACUGUACAGGCUACAGGGAUACAGACUCUUCCUGGAGUCCUGUGGAAAUGAUAGACUUCAAUUCGAAAGAGCAGGCGAUAAUAUAAAGAUCAUCUAUUCGAGGGCAGCCAGAAAAUACAGAGAGCUGGUACCUGUUUUGAGAUCAUUAGGAUCAGCAGAAUGCCUGGCUUGGUUAGCCGAAGAAUUUUUCAAGUUGCCUACUCAUGAAGGAACAACUUAUGAGGAUGACGUUCUUGAAAAUAUGAGAGAAGCUAUGAGAACAAAUGAAUUAAUUCCUUAUGUUCAUAGAGUAGCCGCAAUGUACUUUGAACAAGUUGGGAAUAUCGACCAAGCGAUGGGUCAUCUAAACGUAGCGUCAACGUGUGGAUCACUCCAAGCCAAUGUGGAUAUCGUAGGGUUGAAUGUCCGGACCUCAUCCAAAGUUCCAGAUUUAGAGGAAUUGAAGAAACUCCCAGAUGGCCAACUUCAUACUGCUUACUAUUUAUGCAUGCACACACAUAGAUUUAAAGAGGCAGAAAAGGAAUUCAAAGAAUAUUUUGAUAAAUGGCAGGACUCUCCAACUAUUAUGGCUUACACUCCAAUUUUUGAGACUCUACAUGAACCAAUCAACCUUCUGCAUCUAGUAUACAAACAUAGGUUUGUUAUCCUGGCAACAAAGUUUUCUCCUCCGUUUGAACCAAAUUCUACCUUUCUUUCCGAGAGAGUGAAGAUUCUUCAAGAGAGCCAGAGACUGAAAAGAAAUUUAAUGUUUAAGAGCCACAGAACAGUUGUAAACAAGAUGAGGAAGUUAAAAAAGAAGAAAAUACUUGCAGCAAGAACAGGUGUAAACACUUAACUGAAUUGACUUUUUAGGCACCUACCGCAGUUAAUCAGUUCAGAAGAUUAAUUAGAGAUUUAAAAUUACUGAACACAAAGAUGCACACAGGAAGAGACACUACAGUUUGGUACUGUUAUGAUGCUUUUGGUGCCGUUGGUUUUUAUAAACUUUUUGGCAAACUAAGUAGCUGUAUUAGAUUUGCCAUAAAAUAGAUGGUAAAUCUGACAGCAAAAUAUGUACGUGCAAGGUUGCCAUGACUCAGUAAAUUCCAAAAAUCGUAAGGGUUGAGAAUGUUACCAGUAGAUAGAACCACUGUACAUACUAAUCUACUUAUUGAAAACUUUUUUGCAAAAGUAAAGCAUUACAACUUUAAAGAAAAGAUCAAAUUGUAAAGUAAUCUAGACAAAAUCUCAACUCUUACCACAAACAAGCUUUUUAUAGACGACCUUGCUCAUGAAAUAAAACUGUUGUUGAGCUUCAUAGUAACUGAUGGCAACAUCAAUACUAGCAAAAUUGUGUAUUCCAGGUUCAACUUUUAUCAAUGCAGUCCAACUUAGCAGAGUUUACAUCAGGAACUAGAUUCUUAAUCCUUUUAUCUGUUACCUUUUUUACCUAUUUGACACCUUUUGCGUGAAUUAAUUUUGCAAUUGGUUGGUUUGGAGUUCUAACUAUAAUAUAUUGACUACUAAGAUUUUAGAGUUAAUGUUUUGUACAUGUCCUACAUUUUUGACAUGGAUUAUGUGGUAUUUGUUUUGUAUAUAGUCAUGUUCAAUAUACGGGUAUUAUAUGUUUAUUGUUACUUGAAUUGUUUAAUUUAUGUAAUUAUUUUAUAAGUAUCUAAUGUGAUGUUUUGUAGGCUGUGGUCUUUUUGAUUAGAUGUGCAGGCUGCUUGUUAAAAAAAUAUGUAUAUUGUAGUUUUCCACCAAAGAGUAUUAAGUAAUUCUAAUUUUAAUUAAUACAAAUUAUGAAAUGAAACAACUGUCAUAUGUUGUGUAAAAAUUAUUGUUACAGUUAUAUUGUAAAACCUGUCAGUUACAUUAUCCAUGAUGAGUAAACAGGAGUUUACACUGUUAAAAACAUCAUACCUAGUUUAUAUAAGUAUUAUACCAAGUGUUCCUAUUGUAUUUUUAUUAGAUUACUUUUAAUUUUGAAAAGUUUCAUCUAGAGUAGCAUUCUUUAUUGAAUAUUUUUCAUUUUUAGGACUGUAUAAGAGAAACACUUGUAUUGCAAUGCUUUUAUAUACUUAAUUACUGCUCUGGCCUUUGCUACCCCAUCUGGUACUUUGCCUCACAAACACACUGUCUCCAGACGUCUCUUAGAUCAUCUUUAUUUUUUUGUUUUAUUCUUUCUUCUCAGGUCCUUAUUCAACUGGUCCCACCACCUUAGCUUUGGUCGUCCAAGAAAUCUUCUACCUUCCGGAUUGUUCUCCAGGAUUGUCUUUGUCAUGGUGCUGUCUUCUUCACUCAAGAUUGCCCUUCUACUUUGUACAUCAGCUACAAUGUCUGGCUGCGUAUAUGGUUCUCUCAAUCCCCAAUUAUUCUUGAUCCUCCAUUCUCCAUCUUCAAAGGUCAAUCCUUACACUUUUCUCAAUAUUUUGUUCUCAAAAACUAUUAUCUUUUUUCUGUUUUCUUAUUCAAUAUCCUUUAUUUAAUAGUUUUGUAAAUUUAGAUUUGUUGUUUGUUUGAUUUAGUAUAUUAGAAAUCACCAACUUGUGGCAUACUAAAACCAACCCUCUACAGUUUUGCUAGGUUGAUCAAGUUUUUGUUGGUAUUCCAAACUUGUUUAUAACUCUCCGUAGCAUUACCCUAUUUAUGGAGUCAUAGCGUUAGAGACAUCAGAAUGUUUUGUUGAAUUGGUAAUACUUUACUAUUAAUUAUUUUAAAAUAAAAAGUUGGUUGUUGGUUGAUCUGCCUCCUAAAGUCUAUCUGAUGUUCUCCAAUUAUAUUUGCAGUAUAGACUUCUACUAUUUUUUGGACCAGUUUUGACAAUAUUUUGUAAAUACAGUUUAACAGAGACGUACCUCUAUAGUUACUGCAACCUUUUUUUUUGUUGCCUUCCUUGUGUAUUGGUACAACUAUAGCUUCUUUCCACUCCUUAGGUGUUGAUUCUUCUAGCCUAUGAGUUUUCCACCGCUAAGCAGUGAUCUCCUGCCUUUACCAACUCCACUGUGAAAUCAUCUUCCCCAGGGGCUUAGUUGUUUUUUAAUUCUUUGAUUAUUAUUUUAUUUCUUGGACUUUAGAUCUGGAAUCUAGGAUUGAACAUUUUAAACCUCCUCCUACUGCUCUUAUUCUUAUGGGUGACCAUUUAGAAAGUGUUUAAAAUAGUCUCCAUACUCUUAAAUCCUUCAUCCCUAUGGAUUACAAACAAGCCGAAUUAGUUCUUUAUUCCAUUCGGAGGAGAGGUUUAUCCUUUUCUAAAGAAUCUCAUUUAAUGAUAAGUCUGGAAUUGUUAGACGUUUGGUCCUGUUUCGCUUUUUGCAAUGUUUUAUUAACCUGUCCUCUUUUUACCUUAGUAAUUUUACUGUUUCCUUGCUUUGUUGUCGGUAGUUACCUUGGUCUGUGUUUUUAUUUUGUUUAGCCACGUUUCUUGUCCCUUCUUUAUAAUACCCCUUCCUAGCAUUAAUUGUCAAACCAAGGAUUUUUUGAUCUUUCUUUCUUUUUGACUAAAUACUUCUUUUGCACUUUCCUGUAUUGUCUUCUUGAUGUUGACCCACAUACUUUCUACUGUAUCUCUCACUGCUUCUUCUGGUUCCAUUGCCAGCAAAGCUGGUUUGUCAGUUUUAAUUUACACUCUGUCAAUGCCAUUUCCUCUCUAAGUUUCUCUAUUUCUACAUUUUCCGUGCCAUCCUCACUGGUUUUAUUUUCCCUAAUUUUAUUCUUUGGUAUGAGUUGACUUGUCUGACCCACACUCUGCUUCUCUUAUACCUACAUCAUGUAUGUGACUAGAAUGUUGUAAUCUAUCAAUGCUUAUCUAUUUGGUUCUCUACUUGGCCAUUAGGUGAAACCCAUGUAGCCUUAUGGAUAUCUUUUCUAGGGAAGUGCAUAAUCAUGAUUUUCAAGUAGCACACUUUAUAGUCUUACCCCAUUGUCAUUACAAUUUACAUGUAGGCUAUUUUUUUCUACAUCAUUCUUCCACUUCAUUCUUUUCCUAUCUUUGCAUUAAAGUCUCGCAUCAGAAGUUUUACAUCAUAUCCUGGAACCCUUCUCCAUUCUUUUUGCAUCAUUUCGUAAAAUGCAUCUUCUACAGGUGCGUAUGCACUCAUAAUUGAUAUAUUUAAAAAAACUCCUUUAAUCCUAAUGUACUGCACAUUACUCUAACAUGGGCCUUUACAGCUUACCACAGAACUUGCUAUUUUCUUGCUUAGAGCAAAGCGUACUUCUCUUUGGUAUUCAACGCUCCUGUUAGUGGCCACCUUGUUUCUUAUAAUGCCACUAAACCCAUCUAGUAUCUACAGAGUUCAUCUUAUAGUAUGUCUAUUACUCCCGGCACUGUACAGUUCUUGUGUUCCAUGUACAACCAAUGUCAAUUACUUGUAUUCCAUCCGUUAUCCGAGGCAUUGUGUUGAUGUUUUUGAACUGUAGUUUUUUGAGGUAGGUUGUUGGCCUGACGCUCAACCCCCACAUACCAUAGUGGAACCAGGUUUGAGUCAGGCAUUAGCCUACCUUAUCCACUGAGCAAGUGUCUCAUCUCCUGCAUUCCAGAAGGUACCAGCAGAACCCGGUGCUGGCAAUAAAGUGUUUCCACUACUUGCAGAAAAGGGUCUCUGUUUGGUAUUAGCAACCAGCAGAGACAUACAAUAAUUUUAGUGUAGUAUAUUUUACAUUUGUAGAAAUAUUGAUUUGAUUAAUUUGUGAAGUAACUUCAACAUCACAAAUGUCUUAUUUCUCCAUGUAUAUUUGUUCAUUUUGCUCAAUGUAGAUGAUAUUAACAGAGAACCCAGAAACAAACUUAUAAUGACAAUCAUUUAGUGUAUGAGUAUUUUUUAUUUCAGUAACUUUCUAAAGGAUGUCCAGAUUUUUUAAUAUUUUAAGAUUGAAUCUCAUUGUUAUUAUACAAUUAACUA